This is a messenger RNA of Geodia barretti, 1152 nucleotides long. NCBI's taxonomy places the organism in Eukaryota, Metazoa, Porifera, Demospongiae, Tetractinellida, Geodiidae. The record is from the annotation of a GenBank genome assembly.
AUGGCGGCAUCCCGGCGCGCGGCGGUCGCGCCCUUCUUCGCGAUGGAAAUUCUCAAGGCCGCGACAGCGCGCGCGGCGGAAGGCGCGCGGGUCUUCCACAUGGAGACGGGGGAGCCGGGCUCCGGCGCGCCCAAGCCCGUUCUCGACGCAGCGCAGGCGGUCUUGGCCGCUGAAAAGAUCGGCUACACCGAGGCCCGCGGCGUGCUGCCGCUGCGCGAGCGCAUCGCCGUUUACUAUGAGGAACGCUACGGCUUCGCCCCGCCGGUCGAGCGUAUCGUGGUCACGACCGGCGCCUCAGCCGGGCUCAUGCUCGCUUUCCUCGCCGCCUUCGACGUCGGCGAACGGGUGGCGCUCGCCAAUCCCGGCUAUCCCGCCUACCGCAACACGCUGCAGGCGCUCGGGCUUGAGCCGGUGCUGCUCCCGACAACGGCGGAGACCCGCUUUCAGCCCACCGUGGCGAUGCUGGAGGCGCUGGAGAAGCCGAUCCAGGGCCUGAUCGUCGCGAGCCCAUCGAACCCGACCGGGACCAUGCUGCCCAGGCGCACGCUAGAAGCGGUUGCGGCCUUCUGCGACGGCCGGGGCAUCCGGGUGGUCUCCGACGAAAUCUACCACGGCAUCACCUAUGGCGAACCGGCGGCCAGCGUCGCCGCCUUCUCCGAAAGCGCAGUCGUGAUCAACGGCUUCUCAAAAUAUUUCGCGAUGACAGGCUGGCGGCUCGGCUGGAUGGUUGUGCCCGAUGACCUCGCGCGGGCAGUGGAGCGGCUGACGCAAAACCUCUUCAUCUCGCCGCCGGCCCUUUCGCAGCGGGCCGCGCUCGUCGCGUUCGACUGCCAGGACGAGCUGGAGGCCAACGUGGCGCGUUACGCCCGCAACCGCAGCAUCGUCCAGCGGGCGCUUCCGGCCGCCGGUUUCGGCGCGCUCGCACCCUGCGACGGGGCCUUCUACGCCUAUGCCGACGUCUCGGGCCUGACCCGCGACAGCGAGGCCUUCUGCCGGCGCAUGUUGGCCGAGUGCGGGGUCGCGGCGACCCCCGGCAUCGACUUCGACACCGAGCGCGGCCGGGCCUUCGUCCGCUUCUCCUAUGCGGGUGCCACGGAGGAAGUGGAAGGCGCCUGCGCUGCCCUCGAGCGCUGGCUCACGCCAACCGGCUGA